GACGACGACUACAUGAAGGUGUUGCACCCGUCAGACGAAGUGAAGGGUGGCAUCCAGGCGGAGGCCGACACGCUGGGACCGGACAGGGACAUGACGCCAUACCCCGACGAGCUGGAUGAGGGCGCUCUUCUGCACGUGAAGUCGUGCUGGCGCAUCAGUGGCGACCCAGAGUACGUGCAGCUCAUCAACGAGCUGCAGGAGCGGCAGCUCCAGGAGCGCGAGGCGGCAGGCGGGCUCCUUCCGCCGCAUCAUCCCACCGUUCUGGCCUUCGCUGGCAGCGGGGCUCCGAAGGGCUACGAUGGCAAUGGCGAGAUCGAGAACAUGCCCCUCGUCAGGACGAACCUUCCCAGGGACGAUGCAAAACCCGACGACAGGUACCGCGUCCGGCUGCACGUCCGCGGCCAGAAGAAGAUGGUCGAGUGGGUGAAGUUGGACGAAAGCGAUGGCCGCACUCUUCUUCCAGGAGGACGAUAA
This is a messenger RNA of Prorocentrum cordatum, 474 nucleotides long. The record is from the annotation of a GenBank genome assembly. NCBI's taxonomy places the organism in Eukaryota, Dinophyceae, Prorocentrales, Prorocentraceae.